AGAGAUUAUUUCUUCUCCUUCUUGUCUCAAUUCAAUUUUUUCUGCUUUCAGGUCGCCUGUCUAUCGCUCUCUAUCCUGAGCUUACCACUCGAAACUAACACUGAAGCGAACAUCCCCACUUGUCACAUGUGAUGUGAGUGAGAUGCCACCUCCUUCGUUACAUUUCUAUGAGUCAUUGUAAUCUGAGAGAGUUUCUUCUCCUUUUUCUUGAAUGGCCUCAUAUCAGCUACGGUGAGGCUGUAAGGCGUUUGAUCUGAGGAUUUGCAAGAGAGGGGAAAGAGAGAUGGAUGUGGGGAGGUCAUCGCUGUGCAAUUGCGUUGUGAAUUUUCUGUUGGAGGAGAAUUACUUGCUCACGGCAUUUGAGCUUCUUCACGAGCUUCUCGACGAUGGCCGUUAUGAUCAGGCUAUUCGCCUCAAAGAGUACUUCUCCGAUCCCUCCCGGUUCCCUCCUGAUCAGAUUUCUCGCUUCAAUUCUCUCCGAGUGGCAGAUCCUCAAAGUUUGCUGGAAGGGAAAGAAUCAGCAGAGGAAAAGUUAGCUAUUAGUGAUUAUGAGCUACGGUUGGCGCAAGAAGACAUCUUGAGACUGAAAAGUGAAUUGCAGAAGAAGACUGAUAGUCUAAAUGAACUAACUGCUGCUUUGUCUAGUAAAGAUGCUUCCAUGUAUGAUGGACCAAAAAUUCAACAACAGAAAAGGAAUUCUUCCGUCACUGAUUUGGGCCCACUGAAGGAUCAGGAACGCCGGGAUCUAAACUGUGCUGUGAAGGAAUAUUUGCUUCUAGCAGGGUACCGUCUUACUGCAAUGACAUUCUAUGAAGAGGUUACAGACCAGAACUUGGACAAUUGGCAGAAUACACCUGCAUGUGUACCAGAUGCCUUGCGUCAUUAUUACUAUGAGUAUCUUUCAUCAACUUCAGAGGCUGCUCAGGAAAAAAUUGCUCUACUUCGAGGAAAUGAGACAUUGCUGCAAGCAAAUAAGAGGUUAACUGAAGAAAGGGAGAACUUUUUGAAGAACAAAGAAUUGAUGGACGGCCAAAUAAAUGCCUUAACUAAAUCCUUAGAAGGUUUGCAGAAAGAUCUUAAAGACAAGGAGAACCUGGUUCAAGCUUUGAAGCAGUCCCUUGAGCACCAAAGACAGGAACUUGCUGGUUGCAGAGCUGAGAUCACUUCACUGAAAAUGCAAAUUGAAGGGUCUCGAUCUGGAAAUAAUUCGGCUGUCAGUGACAUUCAUGAUGUCCAACCUAUGACUUUAGAAAAGUACAAGGAAGAAAUCAAGAAAUUGCAGUUGGAAGUUGAAUAUUUAAAAGCAAAGAAAGUGACAGCUCCUGCAUCUGCAAAUUUGGUUAGUUCUGAAAAUGAAAUUAUUCAGACAGAAGACAAAAUUAUUGAGAUACAUGAGGACAAAAGUUCAGUCUCUUGUCCUGUUGAAGUGGCCUCGGGAGCUGUACACAAUGAAGGCACUCAAUCAUUUGAUGUCCACAGUCAGAGUGAGUGUAUAGAUAAACGUGAAGAUGCGAUGCAUGACUCACUGAAUCCUUCAACUGUAAACAGUGCUUUAGGGAAUGGGGAAACUGUCUUGGAACACAUUGGCGGGCUGCAAACAGAGAAUAGCUGGUUGUUUCUUAAAUCAGAUGGUGUGAAUGAUGAAGCAGUGUCCGAAAAGACGGGAUUAGGAACCAUUCAAAUACUUGCGGAUGCUUUGCCUAAAAUUGUUCCUUAUGUGUUGAUCAACCACCGUGAGGAGCUCCUUCCUCUAAUAAUGUGUGCAAUAGAGCGCCACCCUGAUAGUGGCACUCGAGAUUCUUUGACCCACACAUUGUUCAAUUUGAUCAAACGUCCUGAUGAACAACAAAGGAAAAUAAUAAUGGAUGCAUGUGUAAGCCUUGCAAAGAAUGUUGGAGAGAUGAGAACAGAGACAGAAUUACUUCCUCAAUGUUGGGAACAAAUAAAUCACAUGUAUGAGGAGCGUAGGCUGCUUGUUGCUCAGUCAUGUGGAGAGCUUGCAGAGUUUGUUCGACCCGAGAUUCGCGAUUCUCUGAUUUUGUCUAUUGUGCAGCAACUAGUAGAAGAUGCUGCCACUGUUGUUCGAGAGGCUGCAGCUCAUAAUUUGGCUUUGCUGCUCCCACUUUUUCCAAACAUGGAUAAAUAUUUCAAGGUGGAGGAUUUGAUGUUCCAAUUGAUCUGUGACCCCUCGGGAGUGGUGGUGGAAAUUACUCUCAAUGAAUUGGUUCCUGCAAUUUUAAAGUGGGGAGACAAAUUAGACCAUAUUUUAAGGGUUUUACUGUCUCAUAUGUUAAGCUCUGCUCAGCGGUGUCCACCACUUUCUGGUGUUGAAGGGUCUGUAGAGUCAAAUCUCCGUGUUUUGGGUGAAAGAGAGCGCUGGAAUAUAGAUGUUCUUUUGAGACUGUUAAUGGCAUUACUUCCUUCUGUGCACCAGAAAGCAAUAGAGACAUGCCCCUUUUCAACCACUGCUGAAACUACACAAGCUGUGUUAUCUACCUCGAUGCUUGAAUUAUAUGCUAAUGGAUGUGUUGAAUGGGCUGCAUUUGAAUGGAUGCAUUUUGAGUGCUUUCCUAAUUUGAUUCAGUUGGCUUGCAUGUUAUCACAUAAAGAAGACAAUUUACGGAGCCGAAUUUCUAAGUUUCUGUUAGCUGUUUCUGAAAAGUUUGGGGAUUCCUACCUGACUUGUAUAAUGCUGCCUGUAUUCUUAAUAGCAGUUGGGGAUGAGGCAGAUUUGACAUUUUUUCCUAGUGCCAUCCAUUCAAGAAUUAAAGGUUUAAGACCAAGAUCUGCUAUUGCUGAGAGGCUGUCUACCAUGUGUGUCCUUCCACUUUUGUUGGCUGGUGUUUUGGGUGCUCCGGCCAAACGUGAACAAUUAUUAGAGUACUUGAGGAGGAAGUUGCUGGUAGAAGACACUUCCAAGGACCACCGGUCAACCAAGCACAUUCCUGAGAUUAUUGAAGCUGUUCGCUUCCUUUGCAUAUAUGAAGAAAACCAUGGAAUGAUUAUUAAUAUACUAUGGGAAAUGGUUGUUAUCUCUAACAUUAACAUGAAAAUAAGUGCUGCCAAGCUGCUGAAAGUUAUUGUGCCAUAUAUUGACGCAAAGGUUGCUUCAACGCAAGUUUUGCCUGCCUUAGUCACUCUUGGAUCCGAUCAGAAUCUGAAUGUGAAGUAUGCCAGUAUAGAUGCCUUUGGUGCUGUGGCCCAACACUUCAAAAAUGAGACGAUUGUUGAUAAGAUUCGCAUUCAAAUGGAUGCUUUUCUCGAAGAUGGAUCCCAUGAAGCUACUGUAGCUGUUAUCCGUGCCUUGGUGGUUGCAGUACCCCAUACGACGGAAAAACUAAGAGAUUAUCUUUUAUCCAAGAUUUUCCAGCUGACAUCCAUGCCAACUUCUACAACUGAUUUGAUGCGUCGACGGGAGAAAACCAAUGCAUUCUGUGAGGCAAUCCGUGCUCUGGACGCUUCAGAUCUGCCAGCAGCUAGCGUCCGGGACUUCCUCCUUCCGGCCAUACAGAACCUGUUAAAGGACUUGGAUGCAUUGGAUCCAGCACAUAAAGAAGCCCUUGAAAUUAUUUUGAAGGAAAGGUCAGGUGGAGCUUUUGAUACUAUAAGUAAAGUGAUGGGUGCUCAUAUUGGACUUUCAUCAGGACUUUCAUCAGUGAGCAGUUUCUUUGGUGAGGGUGGAUUACUUGGCAAGAAAGAGACUACAGAAACAGCAACGGAAGCUCUUGCAGCAGUCCUGCCUCCAACAACGGCGGCGGCAGUAGCUGCGGCAGAGGACACUAGAUUCAGGCGGAUCAUGCUGGGAAACUUUGGGGAUAUGCUUCGCAGCAAAGCCAAAACCCAGGAAGACUCUCAGACUCAAUAGGAUUCAUCUCUGCAUCAUAAUUUUCUGCCCAUUCUUUUUGGUCAAGAUGAAGGUAGACGUUUGCCUUUGUCAAAACUUUCCUGGAAACUGAGAAACAUUUUUUUUAACUAAUUGGUUAUUCGUUAUGUAGUUAUUAUUCUUAUAGGGUAGGUAAAAUAGAAAGACAUUGAAAGAAAUGAAGAAAGAAAAAAGUAUUCAAAUUUUGUUUUUGUGAUGGAUAUCAUGUAAUAAUUGUGUGUGUGAGUGGAGUUAUAAUUCUUUCGUGUUGUAGUUUUCAUGUAACUCUUUUAUGACUUUGAUCUUAACAUAUGUUCUCAUUCAUAUUUAUGUAUGGAUGUAACUUUUUGAUGUAA
Molecule: messenger RNA, 4218 nt
Organism: Prosopis cineraria
Lineage: Eukaryota; Viridiplantae; Streptophyta; Magnoliopsida; Fabales; Fabaceae
Exons: 20
Coding region: 284-3865 (1193 amino acids)
Biological process (GO): intracellular cholesterol transport
Cellular component (GO): trans-Golgi network; recycling endosome
Molecular function (GO): protein binding
Source: RefSeq, a predicted model, not a curated record